Molecule: messenger RNA, 1799 nt
Organism: Coniophora puteana RWD-64-598 SS2
Lineage: Eukaryota; Fungi; Basidiomycota; Agaricomycetes; Boletales; Coniophoraceae
Exons: 8
Coding region: 114-1799 (561 amino acids)
Source: RefSeq, a predicted model, not a curated record
CGGCGUACAUUGCGCACCUACGCCGAAGGCUUACACACUGCCGCGAAGUUGGUUUUGACGAAUUUCUGAACUCAGAGUCGUCCACGUUUCUUUUCUUUACGUCGACGCCCCCGAUGAUGGCGUGGCCUCCACGAUGUCAGACCACACAUCCUGAUCCGGAGUCAUUCGAACCUCAAGCCCGACGUGAUCAUCAAAGUUGGUUACAGUACCAAAGCCCUUGUAAUGCAGGUCAUGCGCCCGAGAACAAUACGAAACUUGAAGAAAUGAGGCUCCGAUGGAGCAUGCAGGUGAUGUGGGAGACCCUCACAUGUGCUUGGCAAGGCGAAGUUUGUGGAUACUCACUUCACGAUGAGGCGUUGUUGUGCGGUCCUCCACCUCCUUCACUCCCGGAAUUGAUCAUGCAAGUCAAGUCCGAGAGUGUGCCGUGGUGGGAUACACGGGGCUUUAUCAAUCUGGUCAGACCUUACGCGUAUCACGUUUCACGUUUAGCUUUAUCUUCGUACGACUGGCAAAUGCGCAGGAAAAGUGGACUCCCCUUUUCGUUCACCCGCUUCUCCGAACAUAUAGAAGACGUUAAGCACUUGCACUUCCUCCUCUCCGUUGCCCAGGCACGGUUUGUCAUGACGUACAGCUCUGUAGCGACCAAAUUUCAGAGGUCGGGAAACAUGCCAGGCCCUUCGGGAUGCCCAUACCAAGGGCACACUCCCCUGUCAAACAUGGGGAGGCAUAUGCUGAACUCGAUGCGUAGUGCCCUCGGAUCAGUGAACAUUGCUAUACUCGAGGACCUACAGGAGAGGGUGAGGGAGGCUAACAUCGUCUCCGGUCCCACCGACCCAGACAUUCCCAUGCUCGAGUUGAUCUUGUGCACGUUGACGCGGGCACUGAUGCCCUAUGGGAUGUACAUCAUGCGCAACGCACUGAACGGAACAUAUAUGGCGUGGCUGACGCAAUUAGGAAACGAGCCGUUCCUCUUUUGGUGUCACUUCCUCCUAAACGCGACACCAGUCGAGGACGGCGGCGACGCGUUCACACGCAGCGAGAAGCUCGUGUGCCUUGAGACCAUGUCCGAAAUCAUCGCCGUCAUCUCCUGGUCUUGGCCGGGCGCGUUUGAACACCCGCUCAGGGGCGAGAUCGCCCGCACCAUCGAGGAAAUAAAGUUCGCGCAGGCGCUUAGCGAGACCCUUGGCAUAGAGACGCUCAGGCUGGAUUCGCGCUCCAUGUUCUCCAACCAGAGUGGCUCCACUGAAAGCCCAAAUGAGCUGUACAUGUUCCCUGCUGUUCUGGAGCUCCCUGAUAUCGAGGCGGCGAUGCGCGACGCGGGCGUGAUGGAUAUGAUCAACGGUGCUCAGCUUGAAGCGAACUCGGAAUACGCUCGCUGGGCGGCGACGAUUACGCCGUUUACUAUCUCUUCUCAGGAAACCUUUUUGGAUGGAGGGGUUCGUUCAAUUUCCUCCGCCACUGCCGUGGAUCAUGGAGGUACGAUUGGAUUGCCCAAUAAUGACGAUAUUGGGCACGGGGACGGGCGACGAGCCACUUCGACCUUUACGCCUCGUCCGACUGGAAUGCAGACGCAAACUCCCAUGGCGGGCAUUCCGGUGAACACCAACCGUGUGCCGACCCAGGGCUAUGUCUACGAUGCUGAUACAUCGGUGUGGGAUGCGAUGGGCGUGCAUAUAGGCGCGGCCACGGGGCAGACGGAUGCUUGGACUAUGGAUACUGGAGAUUUUGAUACUUCGACAGAUGACUCGUUGUGGGAUCUCAUGGUCCCUGCAGAUCAACCGCGCUUUUCCUGUUUAUAG